AUGUGGUUCGUGGGGGUUGUCGGCUGCACGACGGCCGUGGUAUCGAUUUUCCACAAUUGCAUCCUGUUCUACACCUUUAACUCGUCGAAGCUGCUCCGCCGCCGAAACCUCACCUAUCUGAUGUGGAUCUCGCUGUGCGACAUCUUCGUCUCUCUCUCCUAUAUUGCCAUCAUGUGUGUGCAGGUAUACGCCGACUAUUUCGAGUCGUGGCCCCUGUUCGUCGCCUGGCACAACUACCUCCUCUACGCGUUCACCAUCUCCGGAAUCACUUUUUGCUGGUCGUCAUUUCUCCUGAUGGCGGCCACCAUCGAGCGAUACCUGCAGAGUACCGGCAAUUCAAAG
Messenger RNA from Mesorhabditis spiculigera, 342 nucleotides. The record is from the annotation of a GenBank genome assembly. Lineage: Eukaryota; Metazoa; Nematoda; Chromadorea; Rhabditida; Rhabditidae.